Megalops cyprinoides (Indo-Pacific tarpon) is the source of this 1443-nucleotide messenger RNA. RefSeq names its product myelin protein zero-like protein 3. NCBI's taxonomy places the organism in Eukaryota, Metazoa, Chordata, Actinopteri, Elopiformes, Megalopidae. The transcript is spliced from 7 exons. Gene Ontology annotation, cellular component: membrane. The record is from RefSeq and is a predicted model, not a curated record. The coding region runs from base 1 to 945 and encodes 314 amino acids.
AUGACGGCCGUUCAGGAUCUGUCCGAUCUCCCCAGCUACCUGAAACACCUGUCUGACGGUUUGGAAAUUUACUGGAAAGGAGAACUAACUGAGCUUAAAGCUGAAAUAUCCUCAAUCACCAAGGUGAUAAUAUUUUCAUCAGUCUUGUCCUGUCUGAUUAUUCUUGUUGCCAGGCAAAUAGAGGUAUAUUAUGUCUCUGCUCUCCUUUUGCCUCUCCCUCUCCCCUCCCUCCCACCUCUCCCAGGCCUGAACCAGGUGUGCACCAUUCAGGUUAGCUCCCCAACUACACUGAGUGCAGCUCAAGGGGAUGCGGUCACCCUGAAGUGCACGUUCUGGUCCCGCACCAGUGCCACCAGCAUGCUGUCUGUGGACUGGUCCUUCCGUCCCCAGAUUGGAGGCCCCGCACACACUUUCUUCCACUUCUUUUCUGUGGAGUACCCUCCCAAAGAGGGACCCUUUCGGGGGCGCGUGAAGUGGCAGGGGAACCCCAGGUGGGGGGUUGCCUCCAUCCUGCUGCUCAAUGCGUCCCUCAGUGACAAUGGCACCUACACCUGCACCGUCAGGAACCCCCCUGACGUACAUGGGGCCCCCGCUCACAUCCAGCUGACUGUCACACCCAGAGGGCAGCCUCUUCGCUUCACGGAUGUGGCCGUCCUGCUGGCUCUGGUCCUGCUGCCAUCUGUCAUCAUUGCGUUGCUCCUGCUGGGACGGGUGCACUGCUUGGGACGCUGCUGCCGUUCUCCACGGCGGGACGAACCCCCGGCACAGGGGCUCCACUCCACAGACAGGGAAAGGCCUCUUUAUGAGAAGCCCACUACGAAACAGCAGGUCGAUAUGUGCUGUAAGAUGGAUCUUCAGGAUCCUGAGUUUGGUGAAUACUACAUCCACAAUAAGAGGCUGCAGGCUGAGACUAUGGAUGAGGCUGUGGCUGAGUCUCAAUGUUAGUGCCCUCUGAUGGUUGGAAAGUGGCAGUGCAAUGCUGAGUGGGCUGCUCCCUCGUCUGGGGAGGACUCUGGCAAGGAGCUCUCAGACCGAGUCUGCUGCAGAGACAGUGGUGGGUAAUCAAGUUCUAUGACCCCGAGAUCAGUCGUGCUCAGUGUAAACUGAGUGCUUAUGGCUACACUGAGACUGCUGUAACUUUCAAGAGUAGAGACCCUACUACUGCACCUGCAGAGGGUGGACUGAAGAAUUGAUCAGCACUCAGAGUAUUAGAAUUUCCUCAGGGAGAAGUAUGCUCAAACAAGUGCAGAUGCACACAACACACAAAGGCCUGAACAAUCACACCCUCGUGGUUCUGGCUUUCUCACACUUUGAAAAUACUCGUUGGGUAUUAAAGAAAAAAAACAGAUUUUGAAGCCAGUUUAACUCCUUCCUUCUACACUUUAGAUGUUAACAUGUGGCACUGGUGUUUUCUAAAUUGCUUUUCAGCACUAUUUUUUUAUA